AUGCGCGGUGAGAUCGACUGCAAGGCACCGGGCCUUCAGCUUCUGAGACACAAAGCGUUGGAGAAGCUGCGGUCAUGGCCUAGUCACGAGUUUCUGCAUAUGAAGCGAGAGUGGAAUCAGAGCGCAGAUCGACUAGCCAGCACCGCAUUGCAGAGCGAAAAGGGAAGAACGGUUGUAGCUGAAGAGGAUCGGCAAGAUCUGAUGACUCUGAACCGUCUCGAUGAAUUGUUGAAGCCCAAGCAAGAUGGUCAGCUGGCUCGGGCAACUGCGAUCACGAGAUCAGCCAGGAGGAUACGUCAUGAACCUGAAGUGAUACAGGAGGAGAUAGUACAGAGGAUCAGGAUUCAACGAAUUGUCCAAGCUCAAGAUGAAGAGCGUUGGAUUGUCAAUCUCAAGACAUAUCUAAGUGGCGAUGUAUCAAACUUGGAUGCGGUAGAAGUGAAGAUGUGCGCCAAACUGGCGCCGGAAUACGAGAUCGAUGAGAACAAUCUGCGAUUUUUUGCCCCAUGGCGAAAAGAGAGUCAGAAGAUCGCGAUGGUUUGA
Molecule: messenger RNA, 543 nt
Organism: Peronospora matthiolae
Lineage: Eukaryota; Oomycota; Peronosporomycetes; Peronosporales; Peronosporaceae
Source: the annotation of a GenBank genome assembly